Fusarium sp. VM40 is the source of this 873-nucleotide messenger RNA. Lineage: Eukaryota; Fungi; Ascomycota; Sordariomycetes; Hypocreales; Nectriaceae. The record is from the annotation of a GenBank genome assembly.
AUGAGUCAGACCCAAUCUUCACCCACAGUCAUCCAAUGGGUUAUCGACACCCGUCCUCUUUGGCCCUCUGCUGUCAAAACCCAAGACCUUACCAGCAGUGCCUCGCGCGCGCUCUCCCUUCUCACAUCCGAUGAGCGAUCGUCUGUCUUGAGAUACUACCACGUUCGCGACGCCAAGCUCGCUCUCGCUUCAGUCCUUCUUAAGCGCUAUGUAAUCUCUCGCUUCUGCCGAGUCCCCUGGUCUCAGGCCAACAUCACUCGCGACUCCCGCACCAAGCCCGUGUUUCUGUUGCCAAGCGGUGAUGAGCCUCUAAUCUUCAAUGUUUCGCAUCAGGCUGGUCUCGCAGUUCUCCUCGCCGUGCAUGAGCCACCAGAAGGUCUUGCUGUAGGAGUGGAUGUCGUGUGCCCAUCGGAACGUAGGAAUCGAGAUCUAAGUAGUUUGGCAGAUGAGGGAUGGCCAAAUUUUGUCGAUAUACAUGCCGAUGUCUUUGGCAUUGGCGAAGUCUCGGCGCUUAAGAACAUGAAACCUGGCACUGUUACUCACGAGCGGGAUCGGGCAUUGCGCUACUUCUAUGCGCUUUGGUGUCUCCGAGAAGCCUAUGUCAAGAUGACGGGCGAUGCACUCCUGGCGAGUUGGUUGAAGGAUCUCGAGAUGCGAGGCUUUGCCCCGCCUGAGGAUAUGCGAGAACCUCAGCAAGUUUGGCUCAGAGGAGCAAAGGUAGAGGGUGUGGACGUGAGGCUAGUACCCUUACUGGAAGAAUACAUGGUCUCAACUGCAGUGAGAAAUGCUCACAAUGGAGAAACCGUCGAGAUGAGAGAGUUCCAAAACCUUGACAUAGAUGAAGUGUUGGCAUUCGGGGAAAAGGCGUCCUGA